UUUUUUGUUCUUUCUCCUCCCUUGUUUGACUGUUUAUAGUAGAACGAAAUGCCCAUUAGACCAGCGUCAUUCCUUCACUGGAUAAAUAGUAUGUCUUCUCGUACGUUUUACCUAUCUCUACUAUUAGGAAGUUUAGUAGUGGUGAAUAUUUAUUUCCUUUAUACGAUUAUCUUGCCUUGGUUCUCCAACCGUAAUGGUAAAGUCACACCAAUAGUACCACCACCACCUAGUCUUCCUAAGCCAUAUCAUCCACCUUAUUAUGGAGUUCCUAAGCAAAGAAUUCCUCCUAGUCGACGGAAAUUUAAAAGUCAGGUUAUUGAUGAUUAUAUUAUAUUGAAAUCAAAAACCAUGCAAGAUCAAGAUUUGGCCACUUUAUUAAAUAAUUGUCUACCAAAUACCUUGGAUACCACCAUUGAAUGGUAUGAUCUAAAAUAUCCCCACACUUUUUUGAUCACAGGAGACAUUCCUGCCAUGUGGAUACGUGAUUCUACCAAUCAAAUAUUACCUUAUCUACCUUUUAUAAAUGAAGAUCUUCAGUUACAAUCUUUGAUUUUAGGAGUGAUCGAAACUCAAGCUGAUUAUCUUACUUAUGAUCCUUAUGCCAAUGCCUUUUUACGUCCUUGGUAUGCUACUAUUGAUGACAAAAAGAAUCCAGCACAUGGUCGAGUACAGGAUAGAGUUAUUCCUCAAUAUGAUAGUCAAUAUGUCUGGGAAUCUAAAUAUGAAUUGGAUUCACUUGGUCAUUUCUUUGAAUUGGGAAAUGAAUAUAUGACCGCCACAGGUGACACUGAAAGAGUAUUAGGAAGUAAAACCUGGCUACAAGCUGUUCAUCGUGUACUUCAAGUGAUUCAUGAUCAACAAAGAGGAACAUGGGAAGAGGAAGAACGUUUUCCAAGGGCAAGAGUCUAUAAAAAGCCACCCUUUCCCAUUUAUGAGAAUUCAUCAUCAUCAUCAUCAUCAUCAUCAUUUUCUCAAGAAGAACCUAUGCCUUUACCUUUAGAUAAAGGUUAUCGAUUCACAAGAUAUAGUGAUCGUCCAACCGAAACAUUAGGAGCAAAUGGAUUAGGUGGAAUAUCUCAAAGGUGUGGAUUAGUGAAAAGUGCAUUUAGACCUAGUGAUGAUGCAACUACUUUUCCUUACUUGAUUCCUGCCAAUGCACAAAUAUCAGUUCAACUCAAACGAUUAGCACAGAUCAUUCGAACAGCUUUGAUUAGCAACAAAGUCGAUCAUCAUAGAAAACAAUUAUCAGAUAUUGCUGUGGAAGCACAAUCACUUGGAGAUAGGAUUCAUCAAGCGAUCUAUGCUCAUGCAGUGGUGGAUCAUCCGGUACAUGGAAAAAUAUUUGCAUACGAAGUGGAUUGUUAUGGAUCUUUUAUUCUUAUGGAUGAUGCUAACACACCCUCAUUAUUAUCUUUGCCUCUACUUGGAUUUAUGGAGCGUACGGAUCCAUUGUACCUACGCACACGUUCGUUCUUAUUAUCAUCAUCCAAUCCAUGGUAUUUCAAGGGAAAGUUUGGUCAAGGCAUUGGUGGGCCACAUACUGGUUAUGGCAUGAUUUGGCCUAUCAGUCUUCUUGUACAGAGUCAGACAUCCACAGAUGAAGAUGAAAUUAAGAUCAUUUUGGAUACAUUGAAACGUCUUGCAAGUCAAUCAACUCAUGGUUGGAUGGUCGAAUCCUUUCACAAAGAUAAUCCCAAGUUAUUUACACGACCAUGGUUUAGUUGGGCAAAUGGAUUACUUGGCACCACAAUAGCUGAUCUUGAUGCCAGGUUUCCUCAUCUUUUGUAAUAUCAUUUGGAAUAAAGUAUUAGCUUAUCUAUUUUUUAAA
Halteromyces radiatus is the source of this 1828-nucleotide messenger RNA. RefSeq names its product DUF1237 domain-containing protein. The coding region runs from base 49 to 1788 and encodes 579 amino acids. Gene Ontology annotation, biological process: carbohydrate metabolic process. The transcript is spliced from 4 exons. Lineage: Eukaryota; Fungi; Mucoromycota; Mucoromycetes; Mucorales; Cunninghamellaceae. The record is from RefSeq and is a predicted model, not a curated record.